AAUGAACAUAAUCCACGUACCUUUCCCAUAAAGCCCCAGAGAUUUUGCCCAGAAAAGUGGUCAGAAGAAAAGCUUCCGGACGUUAAACUCAGGUCUUGAUGAUUUCUCAGUAAUUCUUGCACAAUUUAUCACAAAAACACUCACAAAUACUUUCAAACAUUUAGUGAAACAUUUUCUUAUCAUUUGGAAAAUUAGGGAAAUUAGAAAUCACAAAAAAUUGAAUAUUAUUUCGUACAGAGAAAAACUAACCUUCAAUUUCACAAAAAGGGCGCGAAGCGCUCUUUUUCAGAAAGAACGCAUGAAGCAAAUGCAGACUUGCUGCAAAGCGUACUUCUCUUUCUCGCGCUCAUUUUUUUUCUGUGGAAAGAAUUAUUUUUCAAGCAAAAUUGAAGUGCUAAAAAUUAGUUGAUUUGUUUGAUUUUCAAUGAAAAACUUUGAGAAAAAAGGUUCUAGACGUUAAAAGAAGGCCGAAAAGGGAGAGAAUUGUGAAAAUCAUCGAAGAAAACGUCGAGUUUGAGAGGUUUUUUGGCAACACUGUGGACAACAUUUGCAUUUCAUAUUAAUCCCACAAACAAUUUAGAGAAUGAAAUAAUUUCCUGAGUUUGUGUGCAUUAGAAUUAUAACAAAAGGAUUACCCGAAAAUUGUCCAACUAAACCCCUACACAGCAGACACAAACAUUUAGCAGUGAUAUAACUAAAAUAGUUUAAUUGGAACUACGUAGUAUUGACACACAAUAAUGGAUUCUAAUGACACAAUUGAGAAUUUAUCGUCGAUUAAUCAAGAUUUAUUUGAGGAAUAUGAACACUUGCUCUCAUUAUGUUGGGAUUCAGCAACACUCUCGGCAACAUUUUACGUUAUGCAGACGAUGGAGAUGUUCAUUGUGCCCGAAAUUACCGAUCUACGUCCAAUGUUUUCCUACACGCACAACCUAUUCCGUCAACUGAAUCCCAUUGCAGUCAUGGCGAGUGGACAUGAGAGUUUCCUGCGUGAAAUAAUGAAUCUUCUCAAAUUUCCUGAAAGUGCCUGCGCAAAGGAUUAUUCCGUGAAUGUGGUGCUCAAUAAUCCGGACAUGAAUAAAUUUGUGGUUUUCCCCCAGAGUGAGAAGAGUUUCCCCGAGAAUCAUCGACGUCUCUUCAAUGUAAACGUUGCAGGCUUUGAGAAUGAGUCAGAGAAGAAGACAUAUUUGAAUACGAAUAUUCCGCUACAUCAAAAAUUGGUGAUUCAGAGUGCGGGCAAUCUUUUGCGGUAUAUGGAGGCAAAUUGGAAAAGUAUCUCACCUGACAAUGCAAAACCCAUCAUAAGUUCCCUCAAGGUGUUCUCCCUUAAAAGUCAAGUCUUAAUCGAUGAUUCGUCGUAUCUUGCGCUGGAAAUCUUCAAUACUGCCCCCCAUCCAUCGGGUUUUAUGAAAGGCAUAAAGGGUACGGAGCAGAUUGGAUUUUCGCUAUAUCGCCUCCUCAAUCAUUGCCAAUCAAAAGUUGGUUGUGAUGAAUUGAAAAUGAUUUUUCAGCAACCGACUAAUGAUAUUGCCGUCCUGCGGAAGAGGUAUGACACAAUUGAGUGGUGCUUGGAUCCACGGAAUGCUGACACAGUGGGGCAACUGCGGAAGGUACUGAGGCACGUGUAUGAGAUAAGUCGGUGUUUUAAGAAAAUUCUCGAGAAGCCGGACAAGAUGUAUUUCUGGAAGAUUUUCCGUACGAGCAUCACAAAUGCCUUUCGUGUGUGCGAAUUGUGCAGAGAUAGCACGGAACCUGAGCAGAAUUGUGGUAUUGUUGGGGAUUUGCGCGAUGCUAUUGAGUGCCAGGUUGACAUAAUGGUUGUGUUUAUGGCAAUCAAUGAAAUUAUCGAUAUUGACGAAGGUAUGGAGCAGAAUAAAUUUAUCACACUCGAGGGUUUCGAUGCGGAACUCGAUGCAAUGAAGGCAAUUCUCCGUGCUGCCCAAGUUUCCGUACCCGAUGAGACAAAGGACAUUAUACGGAGUAUUUUUCCCGUGUAUGAGAGUUGUGAAUUUACCCUUGUACCCGAAAUGGGAUUCGUUGUGGCCAUUAAGAGUCCCAUGAUCACCCCAGUUUCGAGUGAUUCAUCAAGCACGGCAACAUCGAAGAGUGGUGUAAAGUUUAUCUGCCACACAAAGGAGACGUACUACUACACUACACCAUCGUGCAGGGAGCUAAAUGACAAAUAUGGGGCAAUUUACAAUGAUAUUUGCAUGCGAGAGCAGCAAAUUUGUACGGAUCUCAUUGCAUUUAUAACGAAAAAUCUCCCAAAGCUUCUUGGUAUCAUCAAGAGUUGCGCUCAAUUGGAUUGCUUCAUUGCAAUGGCCACCGUUUCGGGGAAACGUAUGUACGUUCGGCCACAAAUGCACGCAGAAAAAGGGCUUAAUAUUGUCAAUGGGCGCCAUGCACUGAUGGAGGAAUGCAAAACAGUCAUCCCCAAUGAUGUACACAUCUCCCCGUCAACGGGGAAUCUCAUAACAAUAAUUACAGCACCAAAUUCCGCUGGGAAGUCCAUUUAUUUGAAGCAAGUUGGUAUUAUUGUCUACUUGGCACACAUUGGAUGCUACGUACCUGCCGCCUCAGCGGAAAUUGGAACAGUUAAUGCGAUAUAUUCACGUAUACACAGCAGUGAUGCUGUUCACCAGGAGAUAUCGUCAUUUCUCUAUGAUCUCCACCAAAUGGCGAAUAUUAUUGCAAAUUCAACGGAACGGAGUCUCAUACUAAUUGAUGAAUUUGGAAGUGGAACAACCGUGAAUGAGGGAAAAAGUCUCCUUGUGGCAUGCAUUGAGGAUCUCUCGAGGCGUGGUGCAUUUGCACCCAUUGCAAUAUUCUCCACCCACUACCUCGAUACGGUGGAUUUGUGUGAAGUGCGGGAGAUGCUGAAGGAAAUUACCAUUGAGAGCCAUUUCGAUGACAGUGGAAAGCUUCAGACGACCUACAAGAUUAUCGAUGGGAGAUACCCUCAGCAAAAUGCAAAUGAGCUACACAAUAUUCGUAGUUCAGUGAAGAAUCUCGAUACACUAACCGAUGAACGCCUCAAGAGUAUUUUGGAGAAGAUGAACUCCUCUUCAUCUGCACCACCUGACUCCGAUGCAUUGCUAAGGGAGAAACUUCACUGCGCCUACAGCACAUUGAUGACGUACCUAGAUACGAAUGCUGAUAUCCAAGCGACUAUUGAUAAGUUUAAAUCUUUUGACUUCUUUUAAUUACUCGUUAAUUGACGUGAUUCCGCCCAUAAUUACCAAUUAAAUAUCCUCCUCUUACACUGCCAUUGAAGGUAUAGUAUAGAUAAUAUAAACUUGAAGUGAAAUUGCACAAUUCUCUUUGCGCUUUCCAUUCGUAUUACAAUCAAUAUUUAAUAUAAGGUGUAUUAUAGAAAGCCGAAUAGUCGCAUAUAUUGAAUAGAGGAGAAAAAAUUAAACGCAAUGUCUCGUGUGUUACUUUUAUUCUUGAUGAUCUUCCAUCGGUAGAGGAGGCAAAAUAGAGAAAUUGAGAGACUUUUACGUUACAUCCAUUGUUCUUGAACACAAAAGCCGGAGAGAUUGAAUAUUCUUAUGAGACAUUAUGUGCUAAAAGCAAGUAGAAACGAACGAGACUUCCAUUUUCCUUCUUCUCACUACUAAAACUCCGAAUGAAAUUCUCUCUGUAUCCUCGCUUUUAUUAUUAUAAUAUUAAAUACAUACAUACAUACGACAGGGGGGUAUGUAUAUUGCAAAGGGGAGCUGCUAUAUAUAGGGUAAAUCUUUACUUUCUCGAAUUUUAUACGUGUAAUAGAGUGGUACUAUUUACAUAAUUAAAAUCCAACUUUGGACAUGCUCCUUUUAAUUUGAAUGGCAAUGUUUCUUUCAUGGCUUGAGAUUCUCCUGAAGGCACUCUAAUUUAAAUAUCGUUGAUGGCAUCCCUCUGCCGCGUUCCUCUACACACUGCCUGUACGAAGGCACGAUGGUCCUUUCCUUGUUAUCGUAAUAGGAAAAGUUUUUAUAUGUUUUAAACUUAUGCGAGCAGUCAGAGCAUUAAAUACUUUGAUGAAAUAGGAAAUUGUUUUUCGUGUCUCACCCGUGCGGGGUUUGAUUUAAGAAAUACGUAGAUGGUUGGUUAAAAUCAAUUUGUUCUCCCGGUAAAAUUAUAGCACAAUAAAAUGCAACAAAUUGCAAAUAACAUGGCAAUAGAAAUUAAUUAAUAGGAAAAAUAUUUGACUGCGUAAUGCAAUUUAUUAAUAAAAUAAAAUGGAAAUUUAAGCAAAAGUGUGCAAAAAGAGAAAAAGUCAAUAAAGUGCAUUAAAUGUCGAUCAUCCUACAUGAUCCAGUUACAACUUUUCAUUUCGUGAUAUUUCAGCCAGUGUGAGAGAACUUAAGGCGUAAUGAAAUGUUGUUAGUGGCGACAGGGUACACAUAUCUAUGUAUUUUUUUUAUUGAACAAUGUCUGAAGUGCUGCGGAUUACAAUCACAGUCUGUUUCAUUUUGCAGAUUUUUCUUAAAUAUUUUUUUCUCUUCCUAAUUCUUAUGUUCUCACUUAUUUCGUAUACGAUUUAAUGGCGAAGUUAUUUUCUUCGCCAUUAAAUCGUAUAGUUAGGAUGUUUUUCAAGGAAAGUAUGUAAUUAGCAUAUGCUUCUUGGACAUAAGCUCUAUGGAAAAAUUUUAAACUGAAGUCAUGAAAUCAAAUAAGAAUGAAUAUACAAAUAUUUAUCACGAGUGAGCAAGAAUUAGUAACAUAAAUUUGGAAAAUAAUAAUUGAUGAACCAAUGAGUAAAUGAUCUGUAUGCUUAUGCCUCUUCUACUUAUGAUUGUUGAGAAAUUAUUUAAAACAAAUCACAUAAAAAACAAAAUAGAAGGAAACGAAAUAAGCAUACAAAAAAAAAGUUAUACAUAAAGAAAUCAAGAUAUGAAGUUUAUGAUUUCUAUACUUAUGCUUCUUGCACGACUGCUUUAUGGAAAAAAAAAUUAUAACGGUAAUGAAAAUUACUAAGAUACAAAAAUUAUUAAAAUAGUUUUCUUGCAACGAUAAUAGGCAAAACUUUUAAUAAAUAAUUUCUAUGCUCUUACUUAUUGCACAUGCUUUAAAGAAAAUUCUAUGCCAAAUAUGCAUAAGCUUCUUUAGCAUAUGAUUCAUGGCAAACUUCUAUUGAAUUUUCAACGACGUUUCGCUUUUCUUUUUUAAACAUAGAAUAAUUUAAACAUAAAAUUACAAGAAAAGAAA
Molecule: messenger RNA, 5190 nt
Organism: Lutzomyia longipalpis
Lineage: Eukaryota; Metazoa; Arthropoda; Insecta; Diptera; Psychodidae
Product: mutS protein homolog 5-like
Exons: 4
Coding region: 738-3200 (820 amino acids)
Biological process (GO): chiasma assembly; mismatch repair
Cellular component (GO): nucleus
Molecular function (GO): mismatched DNA binding; ATP-dependent DNA damage sensor activity; ATP binding
Source: RefSeq, a predicted model, not a curated record